Peniophora sp. CBMAI 1063 is the source of this 2013-nucleotide messenger RNA. NCBI's taxonomy places the organism in Eukaryota, Fungi, Basidiomycota, Agaricomycetes, Russulales, Peniophoraceae. The record is from the annotation of a GenBank genome assembly.
AUGUCUCUCCAGUUCUGGAAACCCGGCACCCUAGGCCCGGGAAGCACUCUCGAUCGCGUCUCUGCCAACGACGGCGACAUCGUUCCCUCGGCCCCUUCAACGGGAUACCUGAGCAUCCAAGCGCAGCGCGAACGACUGCCUAUAUUCAAGCAUAAGGAUAAAAUAUUGCAUUGUAUUGAGAAGUAUCAGGUCACUGUGGUUGUUGGCGAGACUGGGUCGGGCAAAACUACGCAGAUACCGCAGUACCUACAUGAAGCAGGCUGGUCAGCAAAUGGGAACCUCGUCGCGUGUACACAGCCGCGCCGGGUCGCUGUAACUUCCGUCGCUGCAAGAACAGCCACUGAAGUCGGGACGCAACUAGGAGACGAGGUUGGAUAUACGAUACGCUUCGAAGAUGUCAGCAAUAAGGAAAGAACACGCAUAUGCUAUCUGACAGACGGUGUUCUGUUUCGGGAAACACUAGUCGACCCGUUGUUAAGCCGCUACAGCGUGAUCAUGAUUGACGAAGCCCAUGAGCGCAGUGUUUACACCGAUCUACUGCUUGCAGUUCUAAAGAAAAUUUGUAAACAACGACCGUCCCUUCGUAUAGUCGUAUCCUCUGCUACACUCGACGCCAUCUCCUUUCUCGAAUUCUUCCGAGGCAACAUGGGUCCCGACGCCGCGACCGUGAUCAGUCUUGAAGGUCGAAUGUAUCCUAUUGAAGUUGCAUACCUCGAAGAGCCCGCCUCGGACUACGUGAGGAAAGCGGCGGAGACCGUCAUUGGCAUUCACUCAAAGUCCCCGCCUGGCGACAUCCUCAUCUUCCUCACGGGACGAGAAGAGAUCGAAAACUGCAUCGAAUAUCUAGGCGAUAUGAUCGCUACACUGCCCAAGCACCUGCAGACGCUCGUGCCUCUACCUCUAUACGCCGGCCUUACGAGUGCAGAACAGUUACAAGUCUUCGAGACGACAGCGCGCGGAUAUCGGAAAGUCGUGAUUGCGACCAAUGUAGCUGAGGCUAGUGUGACUAUCGAUGGGAUUCGCUAUGUGAUAGACAGUGGUUUUGUGAAGAUGCGAACGUACAACCCGCGCACUGGUCUCUCCUCCCUGGUCAUCGCACCUACGUCCCAAGCAUCAGCGACACAACGCGCCGGUCGCGCAGGACGUACCGCACCGGGUAUCUGCUAUCGGCUGUAUACGCGCUCAGCCUUUGAAUCGCUCCCUCACACAACCGCACCCGAGAUCCUCCGCACGGAACUCACAGCGCCCAUUGUGCAACUCAAAGCUCUCGGCAUCGACAACCUAAUGAAGCUAGAGUGGCUAACCCAACCACCAAGCGAAACGAUCGUGCGAUGCUUGAGCGCGCUCAUCGCGGACGGUGUGGUGGGGAAGGACGGACGCCUUACGACGCUGGGCACGAAGGUCGCGGAAGUGCCGAUGGAGGUCCGGCUGGCGUGCAUGCUGUUCCGAAGCGAAGAGUUCCGCUGUGGGGAGGAGAUCUUGACGAUUGCGGCUAUGACGGCAGUCCAGGAUGUAUUCAUCAUACCUGGAGGGGCGCCUGGAGCUCAGGCUGAGCUUGAGCGCCGGAAGUUCAUCGCCGAGGAGGGCGACCAUCUUACGCUACUCAACGCGUACAACGCCUUCGUGCGCUACGGCAAAGCAUCGUCGUGGUGCAAGUCGCACGCCCUGUCGUUCCGGGCCAUGUCCCGCGCAGUCUCCAUCCGCGCCCAACUCAAAAAGUACAUGCAGCGCUUCAACCUGAAAAUGGAGUCAUGCGAAGGGGACGCCAAGCGCCUCCGCCAAUGCCUCGUCACCGCCUACCGGCGAAACGGAGCCCGGUGGAUGGCAGACGGCACUUACCGCUCGAUCCAAGGCGACGAGACGCUGCACGUCCACCCCAACUCUGUGCUCUUCACGCGCAAGCCGCGGACAGGCUGGGUCGUGUUUCACGAGAUGGAGGAGACCACAAAGAUACAGAUAUCGAUAUUGACGGAGGUCGAGCCGGAAUGGCUGCUGGAUCUGAAGAAGGGCUGA